Molecule: messenger RNA, 2294 nt
Organism: Episyrphus balteatus (marmalade hoverfly)
Lineage: Eukaryota; Metazoa; Arthropoda; Insecta; Diptera; Syrphidae
Exons: 9
Coding region: 76-2106 (676 amino acids)
Biological process (GO): iron ion transport
Cellular component (GO): plasma membrane
Molecular function (GO): copper ion binding; oxidoreductase activity
Source: RefSeq, a predicted model, not a curated record
GUGUUGGCUGUUGUGCAAAGAUCAUUCGCAAUUCAGUUGGAUUCAGAAUCGCAAAGAACGAACUAUUUUAUUAAAAUGUUCUUAAAAACUACUGCGAGUUUAUUUAUUUUGAUAAAUGUGGUUUUGGGACAGGACUAUAAAGAAGAAGACAACAAUAUCCCAGACAUUGAUGUCCUUCCUGAAGACUUAUAUGAUACUGAUUCAGCACUAAGGACACUCUAUGUGAAUGUUUCGAGGUAUCCUGGAGAGCUUUGCAAUCGGCCAUGCAGACCAAAUGACCAAAGAAUGUGUUAUUUUCACUUCACUCUGGAGCAUUACCAAGCAAUGGGAGUUGCAUGUGGUAAAUGUGCUCAGGGAAUUGUUGAAGACUGUAACAAUGCCCAGUGCAUUGUUGGUGACGGUGUCGAAAAAGGAGUAAUGAGUAUUAAUCGCAUGAUCCCAGGACCUGCUAUUCAAGUUUGCCAAGGAGACCUCAUAAUUGUCGAUGUGGUCAAUAAUGCACAUGGUACUGCAGCAACCAUUCAUUGGCAUGGACUACAUAUGAGGGACACACCUUUCAUGGAUGGAGUUCCGUAUACUACACAAUGUCCCAUUCCAUUUGCAUCCACUUUUCGUUAUACAUUUUCCGCCUCAGAAGCAGGAACACACUUUUAUCACUCCCAUUCAGGACAUCAUAAAGUAAAUGGCCAGUAUGGAGCCUUAAUUGUUCGAGAGACGUAUUUCGAAGGUGCUCAUUCGAGUGAAUAUGACUUUGACCUACCGGAACAUUACAUACUCAUUUCGGAUUGGAUGCAUGAUUACGGCGAACAAUUGUUUCCAGGACUUCCAUCGACAGGAGGGAUAUUUCCCAAUUCGCUUUUGAUCAAUGGACGUGGCACAUAUAUUAAUCCAAGGACAUUGAAUCACACGAAAGUACCAGUGACGAAGUAUUUGGUUAAGCCUGGGAAAAAAUACAGAUUUCGUAUCAUAAAUUCAAUCAGUCAUGCUUGUCCAGUUCAACUGCAGGUUGAAGGACAUGGGUUAUCAGUUAUAUCAUCAGACUCCUAUAAUGUCGAAACACGACCUUUUGACACACUUGUUAGUAAUUCUGGGGAGAGAUACGAUUUCAUUCUCACGGCAAACUAUACAAAGGGGGAUUUUUGGAUCAGAGUGUGCGGGUUGGGAGUUUGUGCGAUAAAUCCAACAGAGUCCUUUGCAUUGCUGAGGUAUGAGACGAACGAUGCUAAUGAGGAAGUGAUUGACCGGCCUCAACCUGAUUUUCCAGCCUACAACGAGACCUUUCCGCCUGGAACUUAUUUAAACCAUCCCAAUGCAACUUGCUUUAAAGGAGGCAGUAAUGACCAUUGCAUAACUGAGCUGACUGCACUCGAAGCAGACGAGGAACUUCUCAACAAAAGACCCGAUCAUAAGUUCUUUUUAGCCUUUCACAACUUUCCCGUUCCCAAUGAGGAGGUAUUUCGUCCAGGAAGCUUCCCACAUUUUUCGAACUUGCAAGACAACUUAACCAUUGUUGGAGCGGUGAAUAAUUUAAGUUUGGUAUUUCCGGCCUCGCCACCUCUUACCCAGCCGAAAGAUAUCGACGAAUCUCAAUACUGUGAUGAAUACCACUGGCCAAAACACUGCAUUGGCAAUAGACUGUGUUCGUGCAUCCAUCGGAUAAAGAUUCGAAGGAACAGUAUUGUUGAAUUGGUAAUUGUGGACGAAUCAACUGCCGUUGGUCGAAUGCAUCAUCCAUUCCAUUUACAUGGUUAUCGAUUCAUGGUCACGGCACUGGGUCAACAUCCGUUGGGUCUACCCAUGACUGUAGCCAGAGCAAUGCAAAUGGAAAGGCAAAAAGGUCUGCCGCGGAGUUAUCGUAAUGAUAGACCACCGUUUAAGGAUACAGUUUCCAUACCGAGCUGCGGAUUUGCUGUCGUGAGAUUCCGGGCCAGUAAUCCAGGAUAUUGGCUUAUGCAUUGUCAUUAUGAAUGGCAUUUGGCUAUAGGUAUGGGAUUAAUACUACAGGUUGGAAACCAAAAUCAGAUGGUAUCGCCACCCAAGGACUUUCCAAAGUGUAAAAAUUAUGUUCCGAAUAUAAGAUUAUCAAAUAUUUAUAAAACUGUUUGAGGAAUUAGCAGUUAUUAUAUCGUUAUGGCAAAAUGAACGGAAGAUUAGUUUUGGUGUCAAAUAAAUAUUAACACCGUGAAAUAUUAAAAAUGUACAUACAUGUAUGUAAUAUUAAUCACCUAUCUAUGAAUUACUCUCAGCAAAAUAAGAAAAGUAUUUAAUAAAUGCCAGUACCGUGGUAUAUUCAA